Molecule: messenger RNA, 2166 nt
Organism: Camellia sinensis
Lineage: Eukaryota; Viridiplantae; Streptophyta; Magnoliopsida; Ericales; Theaceae
Source: RefSeq, a predicted model, not a curated record
GGACGUGGACAGUUACUGGCGGCGGAGCUUCCAUCAAGGUUACUCAGAAGAACUCUUUCCAAAUUCAUAGAGCAACUAUUAAUAUAAGCCGCUCAACUCUGUUCUCUCUGUCUCUCUCUCUCUCUCUCUCUCAUUCAUACUGAUAUUCUAAACAAAAACAUGGAUCUUCAAACCCUAAAUCGAAACACUUACUUUCUAAUGCAAAACCCUAAAUUCAAACAAUUGUAUAAUCGUCCGACUUUCUUCAACCAAUUGCAAUUGCAAGUUCACUUCUCUUUGCAAUGCCAUCGCAAACCUCGCAUGCCUUCAAGCCUCCGAAUCUUUCAUGUAGCGGCAAAAAAUCAGUUCAUUACUGCUUGCAUUAGUCCAAGCCAAGAAGUUGUCGGUGGUGAAGAUUCCAAAAUGGCUUCGGUUGAAGAUGAAGAUGAAGAAACAGAGGUGGUUGAGUCAAAAAGAGAAGAGUUCGUGGUGAAUGACAGUAUUUGGAAUCAAAUGGUAGAAAUUAUGAAGUUUUCAGGGCCAGCUAUUGGUUUGUGGAUUUGUGGACCAUUGAUGAGUCUCAUUGACACUGUUGUGAUUGGUCAGCAAAGUUCUCUUGAGCUUGCUGCUUUAGGUCCUGGGACUGUGGUUUGUGAUUAUAUGAGCUAUGUUUUUAUGUUUCUUUCAAUUGCUACAUCAAAUAUGGUCGCUACUUCACUUGCAGGACAGGGUAAAGCCGAAGUGCAGCAUCAGAUAUCUAUCUUGCUUUUUGUUGGGUUGAUUUGUGGUGUAUUAAUGCUGUUUUUUACAAAAUUCCUGGGUGUAUGGGCACUAACUGCUUUUACUGGCCCAAAGAAUGCGCAUAUCAUACCUGCAGCAAACACAUAUGUUCAGAUUCGAGGCUUAGCAUGGCCUGCAGUGCUUGUUGGAUGGGUUGCUCAAAGUGCCAGUCUUGGCAUGAAAGAUUCAUGGGGACCUUUGAAGGCCUUGGCAGUUGCCAGUGCUGUAAACGGCAUUGGUGACAUAGUCUUAUGCACAUUCCUAGGUUAUGGUAUUGCUGGAGCUGCUUGGGCAACAAUGGUGUCGCAAAUUAUUGCAGGUUAUAUGAUGAUUGAAGCUCUGAAUAAGAAAGGAUAUAACGCUUUUACCAUCUCUGCGCCAUCACCCACUGAGCUUCUGCAAAUAUUUAUGAUUGCUGCUCCAGUGUUUGUGACAAUGAUGUCGAAGGUUGCAUUUUACUCUCUCAUUGUAUAUUUUGCUACAUCAAUGGGCACACACACUGUUGCUGCUCAUCAGGUCAUGAUGCAACUUUACGGCAUGUGUACCGUGUUUGGUGAGCCUCUUUCUCAAACUGCUCAGUCAUUUAUGCCUGAGUUGAUGUAUGGAGUUAAUCAAAGUUUGGCAGAGGCUCGAAGACUGUUAAAGUCGCUGCUGAUCAUUGGAGCACUAAGCGGAUUGAUAUUAGGUUCUAUUGGAACAUUUGUUCCCUUGAUGUUCCCCAAUUUUUUUUCACCUGAUCCUGAGGUCAUAGGGGAGAUGCACAAAGUGUUGAUUCCAUUCUUCCUUGCAUUGUGUGUAACACCCUCUGUUCAUAGCCUUGAGGGGACAUUGCUGGCUGGGCGAGACCUCAAAUUUAUUAGUUUGUCAAUGAGCGGGUGCUUUUCUUUAGGCACUCUUUUUCUAAUGCUGGUGAGCAGUCAAGGAUACGGUUUGUCAAGUUUCUGGUGCGCCCUUGUAGGGUUUCAAUGGUCUCGUUUUUUUAUUGCUCUACUACGCCUCAUGUCACCCAAUGGCAUGCUUUACUCAGAAGAUUUGGCCCAACAUCGACUGGGAAAGCUGAAAGUUGCCUAGUUGUGGAUCUAUUGUCAACGGUGUUCGGAUCCUUUCAGUGAAACUGUCUGGAGUUGCCGUGCAGUACACAAAAUGUCGUUUUGCAUACUGAAGGCUUAAAAAAAAAACAGAAAAGAAAAGAAAAGAAAGUGAGAGGCAGACAGAGAGAGAAAACAAAUGCCAAAAGAAGGUGAAGUAGACACAAUAGAGAGAGAAGACAGCAGAUUCAUUAAUAUACCAAACGACAGAUUUUAGACCAUGUUUCCAAAAGAAGAAAAUUGUUAUUCCCAAGUUCUAAAUAGCCCCAUUCACAGUUGAUUUGGGUGUAAAAAAUAAGAAUGACUUAGUUUUUUGCUA